GUGACUGGGAGGACCCUGGUUGGGGGUCAUUACUUUCAACUCAGGCCUUUUUUUUCUUCUUCUUGGAAACUACGCUGGGCCAAGUGUGCGACUGACUCUUUAAUCUGCACUUUUCAGACCGUGGGCAGACCGGGUAAACACUGGUCAAUCCCAAGUUCUUUUGGAAGACAUACAUGUUGAGUAAAAAGGACCGCCGAGACAGGAUAGUACUUGGCAAAGAUUUAGGAGACCAGCCCUUACAACGCAACAAUAGCAUCUUUAAGAGAGGUCUAAAAGUAAGACAAAAGUAGUUAACUCCUAUAGUGAGAAUGCAGAGAGGGAUGCACCUGCUGAUAAGAAGAGGGACCGUGUCCUUCACAGAACAGAACUGGCUCUUUUGAGGAGUGAUUCAUCAUGUUUGUGGGCGCUCCGGGACCAAAUAUGGAAAUCAACAACAGCAUGCAUCAUUUCCAGGAGUGGCUGCGAUCACUUCCAUCCAAAGUUCCAGGCUGGGAGGACUACUGGAGUCUGCUGCCUUCCUCCUCCUCCCUGCUGGGUCUGGGAGCUCUGGCUUCCCUCACUGCUUAUUGGCUGCUGACCCGCCCACGCCCCAUGCGGCCGCCCUGUGACCUGCAGGCCCAGUCUGUAGCCGUGAAGGGCGACCCCACCUGCAGGCGCUCGGCUCUCCUUCAAGACGAUUCUCUGCUGGAGUUCUACUACGACGACACCAGGACGGCCUACGACAUGUUCCGCAGAGGCCUGAGGAUCGCAGAAAGCGGUCCAUGUCUGGGCUUCAGGAAGCCGAGCCAACCUUACCAGUGGAUCUCCUACUCUGAGGUGGCCCAGCAAGCCCAAUUGCUGGGCUCUGGUCUGCUGGCGAAAGGCUGCCAACCCAAGCCUCAGCAGUUUGUUGGCAUAUUUGCACAAAACAGACCGGAGUGGAUAAUUACAGAGCUGGCCUGCUACACUUACUCCAUGGCGGUGGUUCCUCUGUACGAGACCCUGGGGCUGGAGGCCAUGGUCCAUAUCCUCAACCUGGCGGGGAUCUCUGUGGUGGUCUGCGACCGCGAGGAGAAGGCCGCCUCGCUGCUGGAGAACAAGGAGAAGGGCCACGCUCCCAAACUCUCCUGCCUCGUUCUCUUUGACCACUUCAGCCAGGCCCUGGUGGCCAGGGCCAGGGCUUGCCAGGUGGAGGUUCUCAAACUGUCACAGCUCAUGGUGAGCGGGAUCGUUUUGGAUCUACUAAUGUGUGCAAAUUAA
Entelurus aequoreus (snake pipefish) is the source of this 1239-nucleotide messenger RNA. RefSeq names its product long-chain-fatty-acid--CoA ligase 1-like. Bases 394 to 1239 code for a protein of 281 amino acids. The record is from RefSeq and is a predicted model, not a curated record. Gene Ontology annotation, biological process: long-chain fatty-acyl-CoA biosynthetic process; long-chain fatty acid metabolic process; very long-chain fatty acid metabolic process. Gene Ontology annotation, cellular component: membrane; endoplasmic reticulum. The transcript has 7 exons. Lineage: Eukaryota; Metazoa; Chordata; Actinopteri; Syngnathiformes; Syngnathidae. Gene Ontology annotation, molecular function: arachidonate-CoA ligase activity.